Verruconis gallopava is the source of this 3449-nucleotide messenger RNA. RefSeq lists its product as uncharacterized. The coding region runs from base 747 to 3035 and encodes 762 amino acids. The transcript has 2 exons. The record is from RefSeq and is a predicted model, not a curated record. Gene Ontology annotation, molecular function: ATP binding; ATP hydrolysis activity. NCBI's taxonomy places the organism in Eukaryota, Fungi, Ascomycota, Dothideomycetes, Venturiales, Sympoventuriaceae.
GUUCUCGCUGAGGAACAUCUUCGCCGUCGAUUGAGGUAACGCAUUUGCAUGCGAGCAGACAAAUACCGACCGAUACACUGCCACGUUUCCUUAUCCCAGAUCUGUGCUGUCGCUAGCCGUUAUCGUGCGUGCUAGGAGUUGAGAGCACCCGUUCUGCUCGAGCGAUUUGUCGUCAAGCGAGCCAAUGUUGUCGUCUUGCAAUCAUUGUCAAGUCGAUGCCGCCGUGCAUGAAGCUGAGCCAAGAUACGAGUCUGCUGCCCCGAAGGCUAGCGACCAAGAUCGUGGCUCGAUCGAGUGCUCAGCGUAAGGCGGGGCAGACUGCCAAUGAGGAGUCGCUCCCAUCUCUCUGUGUGAACAGAGUCGCCAGUGCGGCUCCUUCAUUUCCUUCGCUUCCGACUCACAACUGCAUUGUAAUCGUUUGAGGAGACAGCUCUUUUCAGGCCGCGAGGCAUCAUACUUGAAUGUGCAGGCACCGGUCAACCUGUCUUAGGCACCGCAUCCGCAACACAGCCUAAUCUCGUCGCGAAGUCAGACCAGGCAACAGCUCGCCUCAUUCUGACUGAUGUGAUUCAGAUUAUAAAUGCCAGUCAAGACCGCAACCUAGCCUGCCGCUGUCCCAUUAAUCUUCGCUACGUGCCUCGAAGUUGCUUUGAGAUUUGCGUUGUCAUUUGGACAAAGACAUAGCGAGCUAUACUUCCGUACAUAAUUCGACGCGGAGCAAGCAUAUCUUUGGCUGAUAGCAAAGUAUGAACGAUCGAUAUACUAACCCUUUGCAUCUCAACACAAAUAUCGUUUUCCAGCACAACUUGAGAGGAGGUCGCGGCGGUCGUGGCGGCUGCGGCCGGGCUCUGUUUGGACGAUAUCCGCCUAGCAGAAAAAUCAUCACUCUCGACUCUUCGUCCAGCGACGAAGGGGAAGGGGACGCCAUGAAUGAUAACGUGAUGGAAGAAGGCCACCUGGUCGAUGAAAAUGGCAAGGUUGUCAAGAAGGACACGUCGAGUGACGAGAAUGGUGCUCCGACGCCGUCCACGACGGACGUCACGGAGGAAUCCGAGCCUGUCGAGCCUGGAAUGGCGGCCCAAAUCAAAAAUCUGUACUCUGGCAAGGAAGACAAACGCGGCCGGUUCCAAUGGCAAGACACAGUGCCGAAGGACGUGAAGUCGCCCGUCGAGAACGAGGCUACUGCCAAGUACGCGCUCUUAGUCCGCAACAUCAAGGUCUACAACAACCCUCGAAAGACGCUCUCCGUGCACUCCAUCGUGGUUCAGUCACCGCUUCUGAAAAAACUGUUGCAGAAGGUCCUCAAAGACUAUCCUGGUCUCUCCGUGAACCUCAAGCGUCUCGAACUCAGCGGCAAAUUUGAGCCCAUCAUACAUCGCUGGGGCCGGCUGCAGGAAGAGAUCGCAAAGCUGGGAGACGACACGGAAGAAGAUCGAGAGACGAAGAAACACGCGGAUCUGCUUUUCAAUGUGCUUAAAGUCGAGUUCAAAGACCUCAUCGAAUCCAGCCAGGAUAUGAUUAGCAAAGGAGUCAUGACGUUUGAGCACUUGUGGACCAUCUUCCAGCCAGGAUCGCUGAUCUUCGCCAAGCAGGAUGGACAAGACACGGCCCUGCAACUGAUUUCCACUCGCUAUGCCAUGGAUCAGAACGGCUCACCCUGCUUAUGGGUCUCGGGCCGUUUUGUGGAUUGGGACGGCAGCAAAUUCGGCACCAACAAGUGCAAUGUCAAGAUUGGGUCAUACGCCGGCACACGAAAAAUCAACACGCUGUCGGCUUUCCCACUCGACUUCCAUGCUGAAAAGGAUGAAGUUCGGCAGCGUCUGCUGGAGCGCGGUGCCAAGGUUGAGCAGCUCGCGGGAUCGCAUUAUCGAGCGUACAGGGGCGUGGGCUGGAAGCUGAACGCAUUUGGCACCAAGGACAAGUUCAACAUUGACGGCAGAAUCGUCGUAGACACCUACGGGUGGAAUAGGUUCAAUCCAAAUUAUGCCGUGUUCGUGUCCGCGUUAGACAAGAAGGAUUCCAAGACGGUGGGGGGCACGGGUCUCGAUGAUGAUGUGGAUGAUGAUGGUAUUUAUGACGAUGAGUGCUGCGAUGGUGGCAUGCCCGUGGACGGUCACUUUCUGGAGAGUGACGACACGGAGAAGCAGGCACUUACGGAUGAGCAGCGGUUGAUCUGCUCUCCGCUGGUGCGUGGCUACUCGCUCAAGAACAAGCUGUGGCUCAAUUUCUUUGUCAACUCGGUGCACGACAUCAGCUGGAACGAGGGCGCCUUUGAUCGCCUUGUCUUGCCACCGCAGCAAAAGGAGCUCAUUCUCGGAUUUGUAGAAUCACAGCAGGACGAGAUGAACAAGUUCGACGACGUGAUCGAAGGCAAAGGAAGAGGCAUGAUCCUGCUCCUUUGCGGCCCACCUGGCGUGGGAAAGACGCUCACGGCCGAGAGCUGUGCUGAGGAGAUGCGCGUUCCGCUGUACAUGAUGAGCGCGGGUGAUCUCGGUUUAGAUCCGCGGACGGUCGAGACUUCGCUCAAAGACAUCCUGGAGAUGUGCACCAAGUGGAACGCCAUCCUGCUGCUGGACGAGGCCGACGUCUUCCUUGAAGAGCGGUCUCUUCACGAAUUGGAGCGCAACAAGCUCGUGUCGAUCUUUCUGCGCGUGCUCGAGUACUAUGAAGGCAUCAUGUUCCUGACCACUAACCGCGUGAACACGUUCGACUCAGCCUUCCAGUCGCGCAUUCAUAUCUCGCUCAACUAUCCAGAGCUCUCCGUCGAGUCCCGUCGCGCCAUCUGGAGGAACUUCCUGGACCAGAUGCCGGGCGAGCACCGCAUCAGCGCCGCCCAGCUCAACUCCCUGUCGCUGAUGAACAUGAACGGCCGCCAGAUCAAGAAUGUGCUGAAGACGGCCCAGCUGCUGGCGCGACGCAAGAGCAAGGACAAGGCGCUCAGGCAUGAGCACAUAAUCACCGUGCUGGACGUGACUCAGCACCUGCACAACAGUCAACAAGCCACCGAGCAGAGCCGCAGCGCUAUAUUCUGUUAGUCUCUCUUCCCCCUCCAUCUCUCUCCUCCCCUUUGCUUUUUUAUGUUGUUUGAAAAAAAGAAGAGAGAAAGAAAAAAAAGGUUCGCCCCCAAGAAUCGAGUCGACGUUGAGUGACUUCUACAUGUACGAAAUUGAUCUGCACUGGCGUUUUGGCUUGGGACACACGAUUGCGACACACGGAAGGGCGACACGGCUACGAACAGAAUGGUACCACUGUGUGCUGCCUGAUAAGGGGGUCUUGCUCGAACAUUUCGUUUUGCUGGUUUUCUUCUUGCUCCGCCGUCGCGUGAGUUUGACACUCGGCGUUUUCUCACCUUGCAACUGCCAGGAGGGCUCGCUCCCGUUGUAGAUUAGAAUCAGAAACCGUACACCAAAGCUUCUUGCUCUUCAUCGCACUUCCAACUUAAAUCAAGC